Messenger RNA from Prorocentrum cordatum, 658 nucleotides. Lineage: Eukaryota; Dinophyceae; Prorocentrales; Prorocentraceae. The record is from the annotation of a GenBank genome assembly.
AUGUUCAACAGCGUGAGGACGAUCCACUUCAUCGCAAGGACGGUCAACAGUGAGAGGAUGAACACCAGCGCGUGGAAUAUCAAUCGUAUGAGCAUGAUCAGCAGCGCAAGGGCGAUCAAGAGCGUGUGCACGAUCAACAACGGGAGGACGAUCUACAGCGCGUGGACGAUCAGCAGCGUGAACCUCGUCAGCAAGGGAAGGAUGAUCAACACCGAAUGGACGAUGAACACCGUGAGGAUGAUCAGCAUCGUGAGGACGAUCAGCUGGGCGAGAAUGGUGAAGAGCGUUUUGACGAUCAGCAGCGAGAGGAGGCUCAACAGCGAAACUAUUUUCAACAACGUGUGGACGCUCUAUUGCGCGAAGGCGAUCAACAGCGAGAAGAUCAUCAACCGCGCGUGGACGAUCAAACGCGCGAUGAAAAACAACAGUGUGAGAACGAUAAUCAGCGAGAGGGCGGUCAGCAGCGCGAGGGCGAUCACCAGCGUACGCACGACCAGUUUCAGCCAAACGAUCGACAGCGCGAGGACGAUCAACAGCGAGAGAAUGUUCAACAACUUGUGGGCGAUCAACAGGGUGAGGACGAGCGAAACCGAAAGGACGGUCAACAGCGUGAGGAUGACCAACAGCGUAAACGCGAUCAAUAUCGGCCAGGCGAUCG